UGCACUCCGCCAUGUUCGGGGCCCAUAUCGUGGCCUUGCUCGCUUGCUGCGACAACCUCCUCCUGCUCCCUUCGCUCACCCUCUGCACCUUCGUUGACAUACCAACAUUACUCUCGCUUACAUUGUUCAAUCUAUUUGCAGCAGAUCCAAGCAGCAUCUGCCAGUCCAUUACUUUGGAGUUCUCUCCCAUUCACUUUUUGCAUUCUGAAAUGUUGCAUUGACGAUUUGACACGACUCGCUCUGCUGUUCCAUCCCUUCGUUGAACCAUCCACGAUCUCGGCCUUGUUCAAACGCUGAGACUGACGGUAUAAAUCUGCAAGAGGAGGCUUCCACCUACGGGCGGCGUUGUUCUGCAUAUUAAUCAAUACUUCGAACGGUUGACGGAGGCCCUGUCGAGCAAAGGGGUCGACAGGGGCCCAAUUUCGCCUCAACAUGGCCAACCGCUACUCGACAUACUCGAACAACUCUUCGCAAGUUGGUGCUGCACGAACAGCGGCCCAACAGCCUACCCAAGUCUCGACGACUACUCUUCUCAACUCCCUGCACACAAUAUAUGCCUCCGGGCAAACAUACCAACUCGACUCGAGCACGAGCGUUGUGGUCAAUACUUGGUUGAGUGCAAUCAAUCCUGAUGCCCAGGGACGGUUGGGAGGCACUGUGGACGCGGAUAUUGCUGCAAGAGCUUGGGAACAUGCCAGACGAAGAGCUGAGGAUGGAUGUAUCAUUCUGGGGUCCUUGCACCCCUCGACACCCUCGCUCUUCCAAGCAUUUCUGCAGGUCAUGCCCCUGCCCACUCCAGAGAUCGCAUACACUGCUCUAUCGGCUUUGCGCCCCUUCCUCUCCUGUGUCACGCCCCUCAACUCGACAACAUACAGACAAUCCUCUCUUGCUGCCAAAUAUACCGUCACUUUGACAGGGACAGUGACCGGAUUUACGCUCGCCCUGUCUGGCUCAGGGAUAGACGUGGAAAGGGGCCUGCUAAAAAUCCCAUCCGAACCUGGUCAUCGUGCUUUUGAUGUCUUCUACUAUCUCCUGACAUCAGCAUCGACUCCGGCUGAGCGCGAGUUCCUGGGUUUGCAACAUCCAUCCAAAUACACCUUGUUGAAUAGAUCUGGAUGCUACGAUCCGCCCACAUACCUACCAACAGCCGAUGACGCAGCAGCGGCUGAAGACUUCCGCUCAGCUUUGAAGUCGAUUGGCAUUAAAGGCUCGGCUUUCCGUGGGCUGCUGUCGUGCCUCGCUGGAUUGCUGAAGUUGGGCGAGACGACCGGGUUCCUGGUUGACUCCGAUGUCCUCGAAGACAUAUGUGAGGAUAUAGGCGGCCUGAUUGGGUUGGAGCCUGAAGUACUCGUCAAAAAGUGCUCCACAGACGAUCGUGAAGUACUGAUUGCCGGCAUGUACGAAGCUCUGGUGGAUUGGGUCAUCGCAAAGGCCAACGAUGCUAUCGCCGCCGAGUUGCGCUCGGGUGCCCUGACACCUGACUCCAGCACCCAGACAGGUGACGAAGUCAGCCUCACAGUCAUUGAAAUCCCUGGGGAGGCGCUCGGGAAGGCUGUGGCUUUGCGAAAUGUUUUCGACGACACUCAAGGUAUCAACGCUGAAAUGAAGGACGAUGGUGUUGAGGUUGUGUCUGCUGGCCACUCCGUUCUCAAAGAGAUGAACUCUGCCAUUGCGGAGGUAGAGGCUGAUCUGGGUAUCAAAGGAGGACCACUCAGUCGGGAAAGAGAGCACGACCGGGAUCGACGAGAAGGCAUCCUGGAAAGGAUCGGCACCGAGGCGGAGUCCGGAGGCUUUCUUCGCACUUUACUCUACCCAGUCGAUGGUGAGGGCCUAAAUUUUGGCCGGAGGGGACGUUUUGAUCUGGGGGCUACGCUUGCUAGUAGUAGAGCGUGGUAUCAGCUCUCUAUCCACCCCACGGAUGACACGCCAAGUUCCUUGGCUGCGCUGACUUCGACGACUUCCGCGUGGUCUGCAGGAGCGGUAUCAAGACAGUUGCGAGCAUGGAGACUUCCUGAGUGGGCCAACCACCGCAACCGACGGCUCGACUUUACGGCUGAUUUCGAUGUCGAAGAGUUCGUGACAAGGUACUCCAGACUCGGCUGCAAAGAUGGCAAAGACGGGAUAGAAAGCUUUUUGCUCGAAAGAGGAUGGACAAAUGGAGAAGUCAUCAUUGGGCGAGAACGAGUCUGGAUGCGUGAAAGUGCCUGGUGGGAGGCUGAGUCGAUGCUGGACAUGAAACCCGUCGAAGGUGGCUAUUCCGACGACCCGACCUUCGGCCAGCCACUCAACCCCUUUGCAUCCAGCUACUCUGCUAAUGCUCCCCAUAAUGGCAGUGGCUUCUUCCCGCCAAUGGGCGACAAUAUGAGCGUCCAGGAUAGUCGGGAGAAUCUGCUUGCUCAAGCUGGCGCAGAACGGGCCAAAUCAAUUGCCCCAACAAUGGCACGUACGAUGCACACGGUUGGCGGUGACUACGGCCUUGGACCAAAAGGCGACGACCACAAGGACGCAGUCUAUGAUCCAGACCUUGGGCAAUAUGUCGGUGGUAUGGAUCCAGAGCUUGCCGAUCCUCGAAAUGUGGAGUCCAAAAAGACGUCCGCUGGUCGACAGGCUUGGGUGUCUCUUGUCUGGGCGCUAACCUGGUGGAUACCAUCUAUCUUCUUGCGCUAUAUUGGUCGCAUGAAGCGUCCCGAUGUGCGUAUGGCCUGGCGAGAGAAGGUGGUACUGGUCUUCCUGAUUUUCGUCCUGAACGCCGUCAUCGUCUUCUACAUCGUCGAGUUCGGAAGGCUUCUUUGCCCCAACUUUGACAAGGCCUGGAACGCAAAAGAAGUCGGUUUCCACACAGGCACAAAUGACUUUUAUGUCAGCGUUCGUGGCAAAGUCUACGAUAUCACGAAGUUUUACCGUAUACAACACAGCGACACAGCGAUCCAAACGAACGCGGAGAAUAUGCUUCCACUCGCGGGACUAAACCUCGACGCAUAUUUCCCACCACCGUUGAGUCGAGCCUGUCCGGGGCUGAAUGUCGACGAGAGUGUGCAAUUGCAACACAAUGACACCAGUGCCAUUCAAUAUCCGAACGCUGUCCACACCUCCGGUCAUCGUUAUCAGCCAGAUCAACAGUCGGCGUUGUAUAAAUGGGAUUGGUACAGCGACACCUUCCUGCCCAAAAUCAACGAAUAUUUCAAAGGAGAUCUCGUCGUGUCAAAGGGCAGCAUCAAGAGUCAAGCUGAGAACGACCAGAGACAGUGGGUGAUCAUCCACCAGAAAAUAUACGACCUUACCGACUAUUUCUAUACUUUGAACCUCAUGAACAACUUUGUCACCUACAAGUUCUUCCCUGAGGAGGUGACGGACUUGAUCAGCAGCAACCCAGGCUCGGAUAUCACAAGCCAGUGGGGAACGGACGCCGCUUUUGCAAACAGCCUGAACUGUAUGAACAAUGCCUUUUACGUGGGCAAGGUCGACUUCCGGGACACUCCACGGUGUCAAGUCAACAACUACCUUCUUCUGGCUUUUGCCUUGGUUUUGUGCGCGGUCAUUUUAGUCAAGUUCCUGGCGGCACUGCAACUUGGGUCGAAGCGCAGACCUGCUGCACAGGAUAAGUUCGUCAUAUGCCAGGUCCCAGCCUAUACUGAGGGUGAAGACCACCUGAGAAAAUCUCUCGAUUCUCUUACGGCCCUCCAGUAUGACAAUAAGAGAAAGCUGAUUUGUGUCAUUUGCGACGGAAUGAUCGUGGGUGGUGGCAACGACAGGCCCACGCCCAAGAUUGUCCUGGAUGUCCUUGGUGUUGAUCCAAAGAUCGAUCCGCCUGCCCUGCCCUUCCGCUCUGUCGGCAAUGGCAAUGAGCAACUCAAUUACGGCAAGGUGUACUCUGGACUUUACGAAUAUGAGGGCAACGUUGUCCCCUAUAUUGUCAUCGUCAAGGUUGGCAAAGAGUCGGAGCAAACAAAGUCCAAGCCUGGGAACCGCGGGAAACGAGACUCACAAAUUUUGUUGAUGCAGUUUUUGAACCGCGUCCACCAUAGAUCGGCCAUGUCCCCUCUCGAAUUGGAAAUCUUCCAUCAAAUCAACAACGUCAUCGGUGUCGACCCUGAACUGUAUGAGUAUCUUCUUAUGGUUGACGCAGAUACCAUGGUCAAAGAAGAUUCGCUCAAUCGCCUGGUCGCCGCUUGUGCCAACGAUGCUAAGAUUGCAGGCAUCUGCGGCGAGACAAGCUUAGAGAACGAAGAACGUAGCUUGUGGACGAUGAUCCAAGUCUAUGAGUACUAUAUCUCGCAUCAUCUUGCCAAAGCUUUCGAGUCCUUGUUCGGCAGCGUCACCUGUUUGCCUGGAUGUUUCUGCAUGUAUCGCCUUCGAACUGCUGACAAGGGACGGCCUCUGAUCAUUUCGGACAAGGUCAUCCAGGAGUACUCGGACUGCGACGUCGACACUCUCCACAAAAAGAACUUGUUAUCUUUGGGUGAAGAUCGAUAUUUGACGACGCUGAUGACCAAGCACUUCCCUUCAAUGUCCUACAAAUUCGUCCCCGACGCUUAUGCUCUCACCGCAGCACCAGAGUCCUGGUCCGUCUUGCUUUCCCAGAGAAGACGAUGGAUCAACUCGACCAUUCACAACCUUGCCGAGCUCGUCUUCUUGAAAGAUCUUUGUGGCUUCUGCUGCUUUUCGAUGAGAUUUGUCGUUUUCAUUGAUCUGUUCGGUACCCUGAUCCUUCCUGCAACGUGCGCCUAUCUCGGCUACUUGAUUUACAGAGUGGCGUCGCAUAGCGGCCAGUUUCCUCUGAUCUCAAUUGUCAUGAUUGCUGCAGUCUACGGCUUACAAGCGGUGAUCUUCAUCAUCAAACGACAAUGGCAACACGUGGGAUGGAUGCUCAUUUACAUCUGCGCCUAUCCGAUUUACAGCUUCAUCUUACCAAUCUACUCGUUCUGGAAUCAAGACAACUUUUCAUGGGGUAACACGAGAAUUGUCAUUGGAGAGAAAGGCGAUAAAAAGGUCGUUGCCAUUCAGGAUGAAGGCUUCGAUCCCCGUUCCAUCCCUCUUCAGAGGUGGGACGACUACGCCGCAGCCAAUAAUCUGCCAGGUCGUCGUGGAAAUUCUGGCACCUACCCAGAGAAGGGUUUUGAGUAUGGCUACACCGAUGAUGCUGCGAUGAUGGAGAUGGACGACAUGCAGUCAAGCUACUCCUCCGUCAAACCAGCCAGCACGAUCCUGGCGGGCUUCCCCCAUCAAUCAGGGCCAUAUAUGGCACCACCUCGAUCGACGACGCCAUUCACCGCGAUGCACAAUAACCGCGCCAGCACCAUGACUGGCCUCACAAAUUUCAAGGAUCAACCCGUCAGCUUGCAUGGACGGAACAUGAGUAUGAUGAGCUUGGGCAGCCAAAUGCGAUUGAAAUCGCCUUCCCCUGUGCCAUACCAGGACAACCCACGGAGCCGCAGCCCGUACCAGCAGCUCGGCAUGCAGCACUCAGUCAGCAAACCCAGUCUGUUGGGUGUGGGCAUGACGGGCAGUCGGCCAGCAUCCACGGUGAUGGACUUCCGCACUGUCCCUUCGGCGGGGCCAAGUGAUCACGACAUCGUCGAGGCGAUUCGUGCCGUGUUGGCCGAGGUGGACCUCGACAAAGUCACCAAGAAGCAAGUCCGGGCCUUGGUGGAGCAGAGACUCCAAUGUGAGGUCCCUGCCGGAGAGAGACGGACGUUCCUGGACAAGGCCAUUGACGGAGAACUGGCCAAUAUGUAAAAUGAGCGGACUUCAGUAUAGCCUUAUGGUUUUGGGACUUUGGAUUUGUGCGGGGCGACCAUAAACCCCUUUUUUGGUUCUAUGGCCACCACAAACGCGAGCCCGCCCGGAGAGAAGAAAGCAAAAGGAAAGGAAACCCCGGGGUUACAAUGGGUCUUUUGUAUGUACCUGGUUGUUGUAUCUUGGGAUGAGAUGAUGACGAUAUUUACUCACAAAAUCUGUCUGGGUUUCAAGAGGCAUGGCAUGGCGUGGUACAGCAUGGUAUUGGAGGCAGAUGGUUGAGGGUAUAUGAGGGAAGAGAAAGCCUGGUGGUGGAAAAUGGAGGUUAAGGUGUGAAGGAAAGGGGACUAUCUUACCGCGGGUCAUUAAUGCUACAUAUUAUAUAUUAUAGGAAGAAGAAGAAGAAGAGGAAGGAAGGAUCUUUGCACUCUGACCGCACCUAUCCAUCCAUCUAUCCAUCUAUCUCGAUGCCUCAAGAAUCCUGACUGCCCCAUCACGGCAGUCACUGGUGUUGGAAUCAGCGGGCGGUUUCCCUUUCGAUAUCUUUCUCUUUGUAUUUCUUAUGAAUGGAUUGUAUCAAUCAUGAGACCGAGC
This is a messenger RNA of Cladophialophora immunda, 6330 nucleotides long. RefSeq lists its product as uncharacterized. The coding region runs from base 433 to 5736 and encodes 1767 amino acids. Gene Ontology annotation, molecular function: ATP binding; chitin synthase activity; cytoskeletal motor activity. Lineage: Eukaryota; Fungi; Ascomycota; Eurotiomycetes; Chaetothyriales; Herpotrichiellaceae. The record is from RefSeq and is a predicted model, not a curated record. Gene Ontology annotation, cellular component: myosin complex; cell periphery; cell septum. The transcript is spliced from 2 exons.